Molecule: messenger RNA, 1015 nt
Organism: Musa acuminata subsp. malaccensis (wild Malaysian banana)
Lineage: Eukaryota; Viridiplantae; Streptophyta; Magnoliopsida; Zingiberales; Musaceae
Source: RefSeq, a predicted model, not a curated record
AUGCCUCUGACCAGCCGCCGUCUCAGGGCGUGCAAUGCCGCGUCAGACGGCAUCGCCCCGAGCUCUCGGGACAGGACAGGUGGAACAGCUUCUUGGUACGGUUCUAACUUAGCGUGUGGCGUCAGUGGUGACGUGUCCGGGGUUCCAAAACAUGUCGUAUCACUAUGCAUGGGCACGGCGAUCGCUAGCCUUAGGGAAGGGACAGAUGACUCGUGGAAAAGAUUCUAUGAGCAACAAUUUGGAGUGGAGAGUGCAAAUACUGUGAUCAACAGGAUGAAACAGAAGAAAGUAGUAUCUAAGUGGAGACUGCUCUAUGAGGCAAAGCAAAAGGAAAGGGAAGAAGCUAAAAAUAGAAUGGCCAAGAAACUUGAACAGAGUUAUGCAGAGAGUCAAGCUAAGAAACAAAGUCGGAAAAUCCAAAUUUGUUCUAAAAUUCCACCCUCAAAAAAUAAGAGAGGCCACCGGCGAGGAAUUGGACCGGGUAAUAGCUUGUCCAAUGUGAAAAGUAAUCUGAUGAAGGCGGCAAAAUUGGAGUACUGUAAUAGCCAUGAAGCAAAAGUACAUGCUCUGAUGAGAAGAAAUGCUCUGCAACGAAACAGCUUGUCACAUCAAAGCAUCCCUCGUUCUGCAAAACAGAACAAUAUCCUUCAAAGGAAUCCGGAUUCAAGUUCCAGAAAUGGAAAACCAGUGGCAAGAAAACAAUUGCUUUACCUCAUCUUUUCAGGGUUUCUCAUGAGAAGGAAAACUUUGGUACCUAUUGAGUUCCUACAAUUUAUGCCACUCUGUCACCAAGGUGCCUCGUUGGCAUUAGUCUCUUAUCGUCCUCCUGUGAGUUUCGUAUCUCUAUAGAAAGAUCUGUGUUGACUAUAAAUAUUUGUUUUUAUAGCAUUAGAUUUGAGUUUUAUCUCUCGACACUGUAUCAUGUGUUGUGGCUUCAAGUCACCUCUCUAACUAGAUUACAGAUUAGGCAAUAAAUUAGAGCUUAAUGGCUAUGUGAUUACUGCCUGUCACAAAA